Cicer arietinum (chickpea) is the source of this 2890-nucleotide messenger RNA. The record is from RefSeq and is a predicted model, not a curated record. NCBI's taxonomy places the organism in Eukaryota, Viridiplantae, Streptophyta, Magnoliopsida, Fabales, Fabaceae.
UCCACCCAAUAGCUGCCAUAGUUUGUCUACCACAAACUUCAUUCCACAAUUCCUAUUAUAAUCUUAAUUUAUCCCUCUACUCUUUCAAAACAAAAGAAGAUUUACAUAGAAUACAUAAAGCUGGAAAUAUGCUUAUGCAACAAAUUAAUGUAUCAAAUAUAAGGCCAAAUUGUCUCAUAUUGCAUAAGCCAUGCCUCCAAGGAACUGGCCAUAUAAUUAAUAGCCAUCCAUGUUUUGAAUUCCCAUACCAAAAGAAACAGAGGAGGUAUAGGAAUAGGAAUGGAUGUAGUAUAAAAACAGUGACAGAGGCAAAGAAUGAAGUAAUAGAAAUAGAAAAGAAUUCAACAAAAGUAAAAGCCACAGUAAGUGUUAUUCCAACGGUUGUAGGAAUAUUAUCAGAACUGGGUAUUGAAAGAGGAUUAGAUGACAUAAAGGAUUUGAUUGGUCAAUCGAUUUUCUUGGAGCUUCUUAGCGCUCAACUAGAUCCCGAGACAGCAUUAGAGAAGGUAAGCAUCAAAGGGUAUGUUCACUUGACGCAUCGAUCAAUAGAAGAGAUUAAGUAUGAGGGUGAAUUUGAAGUACCAGGAAGUUUUGGAGAGAUCGGUGCUAUUCUUGUGGAAAAUGAGCAUCACAGAGAGAUGUUUAUGAGAGGAAUUGUUGUUGAUGGGUUUCUGACUGGUCCUGUUAAUUUUACUUGCGAAUCAUGGGUUCAUUCCAAGUACGACAACCCUGAUAAGAGAGUGUUUUUCUCCAACAAGUCAUAUUUACCAUCUGAAACACCAGAAGGAUUGAAAAGGUUGAGAGAAGAGGAAUUGAUAAUUUUACGAGGCAAUGGAGAAGGAGAACGCAAGAAAUUUGAAAGGAUAUACGAUUACGAUGUGUAUAAUGACCUUGGAAAUCCAGACACCGAUCCCGAACUCAAACGACACGUUCUCGGUGGCACUCAACAUCCAUACCCUAGACGUUGUAGAACCGGAAGACCUCGCUGUCAAACAGAUCCGUUGUCAGAGAAAAGAAGUAACAGUGUGUAUGUUCCUAGGGAUGAAUGCUUCUCAGAAGUAAAACAAGUAACAUUUUCUACAAAUACUUUACACUCUGGUUUACACGCGCUCUUACCGGCUCUCAGAACAGCUAUCAUUGAUACAAACCUUGGAUUCCCUCUUUUCUCAUCUAUAGAUGACCUUUUCAAUCAAGGAUUUAAUUUGCCUCCUUCAAAGGACAAAGGGUUUCUUAAUCUUAGGACAGUGUUGCCUAGGUUGGUCAAAUGUGUGCAAGAUACUAGGAAUGACUUUCUCCGUUUUGAGACUCCAGCCACAAUGGACAAGGACAGGUUCUUUUGGUUUAGGGAUGAAGAAUUUGGAAGGCAGACUAUAGCAGGUCUUAAUCCUUGUUGCAUCCAAUUGGUCACGGAAUGGCCAUUGAAAAGCAAGCUUGACCCUAAUAUUUAUGGUCCUGCGGAAUCAGCUAUAACCACUGAAAUAAUUGAACGAGAAAUCAGUGGAUUCACUACCGUUGAAAAGGCCAUAAAAGAGAAGAAGUUGUUCAUCCUAGACUACCAUGAUUUCUUUUUGCCAUUAGUAGAGGAAGUUAGAAAACUUGAAGGAACAACAUUGUAUGGAUCAAGGACAUUGUUCUUCCUGACCCAUGAUGGCACAUUGAGACCACUAGCUAUUGAGCUAACUCGACCACCAAUGGAUGGAAAACCACAAUGGAGACAAGUCUUCACACCUUCUUGGCACUCUACUGCUGUUUGGCUUUGGAGGCUUGCCAAAGCUCAUGUCCUUGCUCAUGACUCUAGCUACCACCAACUUGUUAGUCACUGGUUGAGAACACAUUGCUGCACAGAACCAUACAUCAUAGCAACAAACAGACAACUAAGUGCAAUGCAUCCAAUCUACAGAUUAUUACUUCCACAUUUUCGUUACACAAUGGAAAUUAAUGUAUUAGCACGUGAAGCACUAAUAAAUGCAGAUGGAAUAAUAGAAAGUAGUUUCACUCCAAAGAAACUUUCCAUCUUAGUAAGUUCAAUGGCUUAUGACCAACAUUGGCAAUUCGACUUACAAGCCCUUCCAAAUGACUUAAUCCAUAGAGGAAUGGCAGAGAAAGACCCAAAUGCCCCUCAUGGCUUAAAAUUAGCAAUAGAAGACUACCCUUAUGCAAAUGAUGGUCUUCUUCUUUGGGAUGCUAUAAAAAGUUGGGUGACUGAUUAUGUCAAACACUACUACAAAGAAUCAUCAUUUGUUGUUGAAAAAGAUGAAGAAUUACAAGCAUGGUGGGAAGAGAUUAAAAAUGUUGGUCAUGGUGACAAAAAGGAUGAAACUUGGUGGCCAAAUUUGAAAACAAAUGAAGACCUUAUUGAAAUUUUGACAACAAUUGUUUGGAUAACAUCAGGCCAUCAUGCAGCAGUGAACUUUGGUCAAUACAAUUAUGCUGGAUAUUUUCCUAAUAGACCAGCCAUUGCAAGAAACAACAUGCCAACAGAGGACCCUUUGGAUCAAGAAUGGGAACUUUUCUUGGAGAAACCAGAAGUCACACUUUUGAAUUGUUUCCCUUCACAAAUUCAAGCUACAACAGUUAUGACUGUGUUAGAUAUUUUGUCUAGUCAUUCACCUGAUGAGGAGUAUCUUGGUCAAACAAUUGAGCCAGCUUGGGAAGAGGAUCCCAUGGUUAAAGCUGCUUUUUUGAAGUUUAAAGGGAAGUUGCUGGAGCUUGAAGGGGUCAUUGAUGAAAGAAAUGCUGACAGCACAAGGAAUAAUAGAAAUGGUGCUGGGAUUUUGCCUUAUGAGCUUUUGAAACCAACUUCUGAGCCUGGUGUCACAGGAAAAGGUGUUCCAUAUAGCAUCUCUAUUUGAUACACUCUUUCCCUGGUUUCAUUAACUAUUUUGUUAAA